Saccoglossus kowalevskii is the source of this 2484-nucleotide messenger RNA. Its product is annotated as protein turtle-like. Gene Ontology annotation, molecular function: cell adhesion molecule binding. Gene Ontology annotation, biological process: cell-cell adhesion. Gene Ontology annotation, cellular component: plasma membrane; cell-cell junction. NCBI's taxonomy places the organism in Eukaryota, Metazoa, Hemichordata, Enteropneusta, Harrimaniidae. The record is from RefSeq and is a predicted model, not a curated record.
AUGUUGACAACCAUUGUCUUUCUAACUACACUUGCAAUUGCAGCAGCGAUCACUGUUACUGUACCUGGAUCACCUGUCACUUCAAUUGAGACCACAUCAACAGUAUUGGAAUGUACAUUUACUACAACUAGCAGUAAUCCACUGAUUUCAUGGUAUAAAGGGAGUAGUACAAGUACAGGUUAUCUGAUUAUACAAAAAGACAAUUCCGGGGUUUUCCCUCAGCCUGGAAUCACAAGACAUGACAUUCAAAACCAAGCUAGUCUACUUAUAACGGAUACACAGUUAAGUGAUGCUGACAAGUAUUGGUGUCAAGUAGAAGGUUUAGGUGAUCCCAGAGAUGAAAAAUCAAUUACACUCACAGUAACACCUGCAACACCACCAUCUCAGCCUACAAUAAGUAUUACAGCUGGCAGUAAUCCAUCCAAUGCAGGCAAUAUAAUCAGAUUAAAAUGUACGUCUACUGGAAGUCCCACUCCGAGUUGCAGCUGGCUAAGAGAUAACCAACCACUACCUGCAAUAACUAGAUAUCAACUCAGCAGUGAUGGCAGUGCAUUUACUAUUAAUCCCAGUGACAAAGAUGACAAUGGAAAAACAUUUACAUGUCACGUGACUAAUGUUAAAGGAAAUAAGGAUGAACACAUAAUACUUAAUAUAAGGUAUGCUCCAGAUAAUCCAGAUUGCACUUAUCAGACUACCACUUCAUUAUCUUACCUACUCGAUGACGAAAUGAAAAUAAGAUGUCAAUCAACUGAUGGCAAUCCAUUAGCGACAUUACAUUGGUAUCAUGGUAACAAUCAGAUACAAGGUUUAUCAUCAUCUACAAAUGGUAACACAGUUUCACAGGAUUACACAUGGAAUCUGAAUAGAAAUGAUAAUGGGGAAAUGUAUAGGUGUGAGGCGACUAAUGUUAUACAAAUUACACCAUUACCAUGUCAACUUGGACCAUUCAAUGUCUACUUUCCAGCAGAGAGUGUGACAUUAUCGGGCAUAACCAAUCCUGUGAAGGAAGGUGAAACUAAAAUACUGACUUGUACCACAUCAACCAGUAAUCCAGCAUCUCAGAUAUCAUGGUUAAAAGAUAACAAUGUAUGGACUGCUAAUACAUAUGAAUCUAUUACAUCUGAUGUUACAAGAGAUGGAGAUUAUAAUGGUGAAAUAAGUGAACAACAGAUGACAAUAUCCAUACAAGCAGAACAUAACAAUAAAUCAUACCAAUGCCAAUUAAGUCAUACAGACAUUACAGGUCACGUGACAUCUACUGUAAUUCAUCUAACUGUGUAUUAUAAACCAUUUGUUGUGAACGUACCACACAAUCAGCGAUCGUAUGCAAGCAAAGGGAGCGUUGCAGAACUACGAUGUGAGAUUGAAAGCAACCCUCUUUCAUCGGUAAUAUGGUACGGUCCGAAUAAUCAACCAAUAAAUAAUGACAGUAGAGUCAGUAUCAAAACAGUGUCACGUGGAACCUUACAUGAAAGUAUAUUGACAAUACAGAAUACAAUGCUAAGUGACUAUGGUAGCUAUUCCUGUUUUGCAGAAAACGAUAUUGGCAGCACAACAUUUAUUGUCACGUUCAACGAUAAAAUAUUGUCGCAGUCAUUUCGUGGUGUUCCCAUAGAUACUGUGGUUUUGGAAGGAAAUGAGGUAAUGUUGAAUUGUAGUUGGAAAGAUUUUGAAAGCACCGCUACAGUCGCAUGGAACAGAGUGCAAUUAUCGUUGUACCUGGGUAACAAAGCAGGCAAACUUUACGCUGAUCCUGAGUUUGAUGAUUGUUGCGAGAUUGUCGGUAAUACGCAAAACAAUGACUUUACGUUAAAGAUAAGAAAUGCUAACUUUGAUGAUAUGGCGAUAUGGAAAUGUUCCUACUCUGGAACAAUCCUUCUGGAAGAAGAAGCUAAAAUAACAGUUUUGGUGGAUCCUAAUAACCCACUGGAAAUCUUAAGCAUUACACGUAACAAGGCUGGUGAAUACAUGUGUUCAGCAGAGAAUACAUACUAUGAUGGAACUACAGGAAAGACUGAAGAGAUCAUCACAAUAGAUGUGCAAUACAUUCCAGUUGUUGCAUUGGAUGAGAGCAAGACUGUGAAAGAGGGAGACGCAGUGAGUAUAAACUGCAGUACAUUCAUCACGGAAGCCAAUCCUGCUGCCAGUGAGUUCCAGUGGAUCCGUAAUAGUGCUGUGGAGCAGACCACCGAAGAAUUAACCAUAGAUAGCGUAGCACGAAGCGAUGCUGGGUUGUACAGUUGCUGGGCCUUCAAUUAUUUUUAUGAUGGCAGUCCAGGCAAGGGAGAGAGUACUACUGAACUUGUUGUCCAUUAUUCCUCGUUUCAAACUGUUAGAUUAUUUUUCAUAUCUUUGGCUUCUACGCCAGAAUACAUCACUAAUUUUGUGAAUUCCAUGCAAGCACUUUGGUUGGCCUUGUAUGUAUAUUUUCAGAGGUUUAUAAACACUGUUGCUCAACUAGAUGACGUUACAUUUUUAAUAUAA